CCACCUCAGGACAAUAGUCAACAACUACAGCUAUCAAAACAUGUUUCCAAAUGUCAUUCUGCCUGUGCUUACCUUAUUCCAACUCCCAAAGGAAAUUGGCAUGUUAAAACAGCCAGGUGAACUUCCCAACCUACAGUCCUUUGCCUAAGUUGAGAUAAGAAAGCUGUUUUUGUGACUUUUCUUGGUUUGUCCAGGAAUGACACUUCAAACUGAUUACACCAUUUUUGAGUUGGAAAUACUGUUGUGAUUACUAUGCUUCCUGUCGUUUGUCUUGAUAGUUUUAAAAAGUACAUGUGAGAAGUAUUUUCUGAAUGCUUAAAAUUUUUAAGUUGUCUUGAUUUUGACAACUGAAGGCUCCCUUUUAGGCUGAAUCUCAGAAAUGUGUAGCUUUUUCUGGCAAAGUCCAAAGUCCACUGCCGCAGUUGUAUCUUUUGUAAAUGACUUGUGUUCUGAGGCUUGAUCAUGUUCCUUUUUGUGAAUUCAUAAACUGGGCCCUGAGGGACUCUGGGUCUGAUCUCCAGUUCUGGGCCAUUGGGGAUUUCAGGGUCCCACUUCCAUCUAUUGGGCUUUGUGUUUGAUUCUUUUGGAUAUUUUUCCUCAUUCCUUUGUUUAAACUUUAGGAAAGACUAUUUUCUGCCUUCUCAAAUUUUUGUCACUUUAUUUUUAGCUUUAACUAAGUGCCUGGGUCCUUUGGAAUGUACUUAAAAUCUAAAAAAAUACUGUAAUUAUGAAGGAGUCUCAUCCCUGAUUCCGUUUUAUAUUUCUCCCCCAGCUUCCCUUCCUAACUUGUUGUAUGUUGAUUUAGUAGGGUGGAGUAUGAUUACACGUGCAGGCAGCUUUGGGAGUGUGCAGUCCUUGCCCUUUCCAACUGGGCUGGCUGUCAAUCCAGGUGGUGGAGGAGGACAAAAGGUGUAGUAGCUGUCAGUGCCUCCAGUCAUUGAGGUUGUUAACAACCUCACUGAUUUAAUUGUUCUAAAUAUGUGUUGCUUUUCUGCUGAUUAUAGUGGAGGCAUAACAGGGAAAGAUCUGCUUAUAAACUGAAUUGCUAGACCAAUCCCAAAUGAAGUACUCGGCCAACUUACUGGAUAAGUAACAGGUAUUGAAGUAACGCCAUAAAGAAAUGCUACGAAGAACCACAUGAUGCAGUCGCUGCCCUGAUUGGGCACUUCACUCUGUUGGGAUGAUCAUGUAUGUAACAUUUUCAAAAGUGGGGUUAAUAUUUGGUUUUACCCUAAUGGAAAUACAAUUAUACAUAUUGGCUUAUGUGUCUGAAGUUGAACUUCACCUAACAAUUUCAGGUAACAGGACAUCCUAAAGGACCAUUCUGAGUGGGAGCCACUGGCCUUAAGGAACAAUUGUAUUGAAGAAACAAUUGUAUUUACCUCUAGUCAGUUUACUGAAUAAGAAUGCUGCUUGAUGGCAUAGUCCUUAGCAGUACCUUUGUAUUCUGCAGGCAGCUUUUUUUUUGACCGGCAGAGUUAGGUCUUCCUUUUUUCCAUUGGUUCACCCCCAAAAUGGCUGCCAUGGUCAGCGCACUGCGCCACUCUGAAGCCAGGAGCCAGGUGCUUCCGCCUGGUCUUCCAAGCGGGUACAGGGCCCAAGCACUUUCGGCAUCCUCCUUUGGCAUCCUCCACUGCCUUCCCCGGGCCACAGCAGAGAGCUGGACUGGAAGAGGAGCAACCAGGACUAGAACCUGGGGUGCUGGCGCUGCAGGCGGAGGAUUAGCCAAGUGCUCUGCAGGCCGUUUUUUAAAAGACUAAUUUGAAAGAUCUUCCAUCUGCUGGUUACUCCCCAAGUGACUGCCAGUGCCGGGCCAGGCCAAAGCCAGGAGCUUCAUCCAGGUCUCCCUGUGCGUGUUGGGGGCCCAAGCACUUGGACCAUCUACUUUUACCAGGUCAUUAACAGUUGGAUUGAACAUGGAACAGCUGGGUUCCCAUAUGGGAUCUGGGUGUUGCAGGCUAUGGCUUUAUACAGCACCCCACAACACGGGCCCCUCUGCAGGCAUUUUCUCUGGUUUCAUUUAAAACAAAAUUUUAUUGAUUCCAUUUGUGCCUACAUUUGUGAGAAAUAUUUGCCAGUCUUCAGAAUGAUGGACUGAUAGCUAGCAACCUCAAAGGAAUCAGUGAAUUACAUCCUGACUUCAGGUUUUUAUAUUUCAAGCUGCUGUAUCACAGAUUUGAGAAAAGCUGCUUUAAGAUUCUGUCAAACCUUGGUAAGCUGCUACCUACUUAGUGUGAUCAGGUUUGUUUUCCCAUUUCUCCAGAGAAAAACAAUGAUAUCCAUAGGCCACAGCCAGGGUGGAAUCCUUGUUAAUACCGGGUACAGACCCUUUUGGGACUAUUGGAAUCACUGGGGAAGGACAUUGAAGUUGGAUGACUAAAGGAAGCCUUUCUGCAUAUAAGAUAGGGUGUUUGGGGUUGGGCCCAGCACUGUGGCAUACAGUGAGUAAAGCCUCUGCUUGAGACAUCAUCCCAUGGGUGCCAGUCCAGCUGCUCCCUUGCCAAUCCAUCUCUCUGCUAUGGCCUGGGAAAGUAGUAGAAGGUGGCCCAGGUGCUUGGACCCCUGCACCUGCAUGGGAGAUCUGAAAGAAGCUCCUGGCUUCAGAUUGGUCCAGCUCCAGCUGUUGUGGCCAGUUGGGGAGUGAACCAGGGGAAGGAAGACUGCUCUGUCUCCCUCUCUAACUGUCUCUCAAAUAGUAAAACAUUACAAAUACGUUGUCCAGAUUAGAGGAUUACAGUUUUUCCGGGAAGUGCAAGGAGGAGCACUACCAUCCAGCUGUCCUGUCCAGUCCAUCCAGCUGUGUCCUGACUCAUGGGCCUACCAGUAUAGGUCCCACAUUUGUGUGAACUUGAGAGCCUCCCCUGUGCUAAGGGUCUACCUCUAACUUGAUCCAGUUGAUGCUGCUGCUUGAGCAGAUCUUGUCCCCUGUUGGGUUGGAUGUUCAUCUUUGUCACCACACUAGUUGUAUAUACCAUGAACACCUUGAAUCAGUCUCAAUGAAGAUUGGGAGAAAGUGGAAAACUAGUAUCAGUUCAUUGUGCUUAAAAAAGAGUAGUUAAAUGGGUUCUCUGAAGGAUGUCAUUGGGUUAGAAUUUGCUGUUCCUGGUCCCUCAGUGAAUUGAGUAGCUUAGAGUUGGGAGUGUCUAACUGCAUCCUCAAACUAGUGAUAGCCAUGCAGCUCAGGCCCUUAAGGCUAUUUUUUUUUUUUUUUUUUUUUGGUUUAUUUGAAAGGCAGGAGUUACAGAGGCAGAAAGAGAGGUUUUCUAUCCAUUGGUUCACUCCCUAGAUGGCCUCAACAACUGGAGCUGUGCUUAUCUGGAGCCAGGAGUUCCAGGUCUCCCACAUGGAUGCAAGGGGCCCAAGGACUUGGGCCAUCUGCUUUCCUCAGGCCAUAAGAAAGCUGAAUUGGAAGUGGAACAGCUGGGUCUUGAACUGGCACCCACAUGAGAUGUCUGCACUGCAGGUGGCAGUUUCACCUGCUACACCACAGCCUGGAGGCCCUUAGUGGGUCCCUCAACUGCCACUUGUGUCAUUCCCUCCAUUCUUAAAAGCCAGAGUAACUGAAUCUUAACCCUUAGUCUGAAAGCCCUUGAUAGAUAAAUUGUCAACUGGUUAUAUCCAUGCUAUUAAGUACUACUUAACAACAAGAUGGAAUGACUACUGGAAAGUGCAGAAAGAAUGAAUCUUGGGAAAAAAUAUGCCAGGCUACACGCAAAGGAGCACGAUGCUUUGUGGUUCCAUUUAUGUGAAAUAUGAAAAACUGCCUGGGACCAGUGGUUGGGGGUGGGGAAGUUACCUGAGGAGGUGCAUUUUUAUGUAGUUAAGUUUGUCAAGAUCGAACUGCAUGCUUAGAUGCAUUAAAAUUGUAUAUAAAUGGUAUGUGAAAAAAAUGCCGAGGUGUGCGUGUUUGGCUCAGUGGUUGGGGAGGCCAUGUAGCAUAUCACAGUGUUCCAAUCCUGGCUCAGCUCUGGAUUCCAGCUGCUUGAUGUGCACCUUGGGAGGCAGCAGGUGAUGGUUUGAGUUGUUAGAUUCCUGCCACCCAUGGGUGAGACCUGGGUUUGAGUUCCCAGUUCCAGUAUGUUUGGUAAGUGAACCAGUGAAUGGGAACUUUCUGUCAAAUAAAUUCUAAAAUAAAAGGCUUAUAUUUUUCCUAUGAGGCAUGAUCAAGCUAAUUAUUAUUUAAAAAGAUUUAUUUAUUAGAGAGGGAGAGGGCUUCAUCUACUGCUUUACUCCACAAAUGGCUUAUCACCAGGGGCUGUGCCAGGCUUAAGCCAGGAGCCAGGAGUUUCAUCCAGGUUUCCCAUGUGAUUGCAGGAGCUCAAGCACUUGAGUCAUCUUCUGCUACUUUUCCCAGGCCAUUAGCGGGGAACUGGAUCAGAAGUGGAGCAGCCAUGACUCAAACCAGUGCCCAUCUGGGAUGCCAGCAUGCAGGCGGCGGCUUAGCCCACUAUACCACAAAACUGGUGCCAAGCAAAUUGUGUUUUUGUCCUCUGCCUUUUUCCAUUACAGGCACUUGAAGUCUACCUGGAAUAUUCCUUUGCAUGACUGACCGUCUAUCUGGCUCUCAGCCUAAAUGUUUCCAUGGGGUCUUCUGACCACUACAUCUCUUCCCAUCCUGCUGGCUCCAUUCAAAGAAGUAGCACUUAGCCUUGGUCUGUUGCUUAUUACCCUUGUUCUCUAGUAGAAGCUAACUGCCUUUUCUGUAGGUUUUUUUUGUUUUUGUUUUUGUUUUUUGUUUUUGUUUUUUUUUUUGUUUGUUUUUUGUUUUUUUUUUUGGUGCAGGGGACCUUUCCUAUCUUUAUUGUGAAGGCUGAAAGUCCAGGAGACUCAACAGACAGUGGUCAAAUGAAUUGAUAAGUGAUUCCGAAUGCAUGUGGCAAAUAGGUCAUAUUGUAACAGCUGUGUGAAGCUCGGUUUGAGCGUGUGCUUGGUGAGAAAAAGGAAUAAUUUAGUAAAAGGAAGUCAAGAUAUUCUAGUUAGAAGCCUUUUCAACUACCUUGGGAGUGAUCCUACCUCUCCACUUCGGGAAGUUGUAAAGGAAAGAAAUGUGAGAAUACAGUGGAAACCGUAGCUACGGCUGAGUUAAUAACAGCUAAAAUGUUGGGAGCCGCCUUUAUGCGCCAGACUCUGGAUGGUUUCGUCCAGUACUCAACAACUCUGAGAGUUAUUACUGUUCUUGGCCAUAUUUUUGUAGAUGAGGAAGCAGUCUGCAGACUUGUUUGCUGGAAUUUAUAAGUGAACAUUGGAGGCAACAUUCAAAUCCCGGACCUCUGAUUCUUGCGUUUAUGCUUGUAACCCCAGACUGUUCUUGACUUUUUGGUCAGUGUUGUUUGUGGGAUAGGGGAGAUCAACAAAGACGCUAUCAGAGCCCUGGAAAAGACUGCACGCAAAAAGGUAGGACAUCAAGUAGUUACAUGCUCAGUGUGUUCAAAAGUAAUAGAAAAUAGUCGUAGUACAGAGACCUCCAGCUCUUAGCUGGGGGGUACUUCACACACUAGUGGGUGGUGAGCUCAAACCACUCCUUAACUGGAUCUUAGACGUCUUAAAAAGUUCUGGCAAUGGGAAUUUCUAAGUAAAUUUAGUUGGGUAGCUUCACACAAGGACUUUCUCCAUCACUCAGCAUCUUUUUUUUUUUUUUUUUAAUAGAGUUACAGGGGCUGUGGGAGAGAGAGGUCUUCCAUCCACUGAUUCUCUCCCCAAAUGGCUGCAAUGGCUGGAGCUGAGCUGAUCCAAAGCCAGGAGCCAGGAUCUCCCACAUGGGUGCAGGGUCCCAAGGACUUGGGCCAUCUUCUGCUUUCUCAGGCCAUAGCAGAGACCUGGAUCAGAAGAGGAGGAGCAGCCAGGACUCAAACUGGCACUCAUAUGGGAUGCUGGCACUUCAGGCCAGGGCUUUAACUACUGUGCCACAGCGCCAACCCCAACAGCCUCUGCUUGUGGGCUGGUGUGGCAGAGGAUUAAGCUGUCACUUGAGACUCCUACAUCCCAUAUCAAAAUGCCUGGUUCGAGUCCUGGAUCCUCCAGGCUUCAGCUGCAGCUCUUCCUAAUGCACCUGAGCAGUGGUAGAUGAUGGUUCAAGUACUUGGAGUCCUUGUCACCCACAUGCGAGACCUAGAUGGAGUUCCUGGCUCUUGGCCUUGGCCUGACCCAAUCUUGGCUAGUGCAGGCAUAUGCAGAGUGAACCAGCAGAUGGGAGAAAAUCUCUUCUUCCCUCCCUCCCUCUCUCCCCCUACUCCCAGUGCACCCUACUCCCCCGCCAAUCUCUGUUUCAAGUAAAUCUUCGGGAGGGGCCGGCACUGUAGCACAGUAGGUUACUGCCCUAGCCUGAAGUGCCGGCAUCCCAAAUGAGUGCAGGUUCAAGACCCGGCUGCUCCACUUCCGAUCCAGCUCUCUGCUAUGGCCUGGGAAAGCAGUGGAAGAUGGCCCAAGUCCUUGGGCCCCUGCACCCACAUGGGAGACCCGGAAGAAGCUCCUGGCUUCAGAUCGGCGAAGUUCUGGCCGUUGUGGCCAACUGGGGAGUGAACCUCUCUCUCUCUCUCUCUCUCUCUGCCUCUCCUCUCUCUGUGUAACUCUGACUUGCAAAUAAAUAAAUCUUUUAAAAAACAAAUCUUUGGGAAUAAUCGCCUCUGCUUUGGAACUUGAACUUCAAAUAGCUUGCAGGAAGGCUUGAUACUUGGAACUAAUACUGACAUUUCAUAUUCCAUGUCUAGGAAGCAGCACAUGCCUCAGUUUAUGCCUUAGUGGAGUGGGAAUAUCAACCACAACGAACAACGCAAGGAGGCUUUUAACCAAAGAAGAUUCCUGAGUUUUGCUUUGUAGCUUGUUUUCCAGUUUCCUUCCCACUGUGGCCUGUUUCCUUUAGCAUAAGGCCAAGCAGAGCCUGGCUGACGUGGGCUGUAGAUGGAGCAGCAGGGUGUGAGAAUAGGUUUGGGGGUUUGUGGAGAGGACAGGAGUUAUGCCUCUGGACGGACUGGAAGCGGUGCAAAACAGUGUCUUGAGAAGCGUGAUAGUCAAAAGACCCAAGCUGCUCAGUUUGCAGGCGGAAGCAAACCUUAGCCUGCUCUUGGGCUUAAAGUGGGCGCUGACCAGAGUCCUGGCUACUCCUCGGCCUGUGGUGUGCCCGGCUGAGGUUGCAAUGACGGCUCGGGGCCGCUAGGUGGUAGCCGUGUGUUUCCAAAGCUGGCUGUUGACCCAGGCGCCCAGCUGGGAUCCCCAGAAGCGACCCCGGAGCCCCAGCGAGGCCUGGGGUGGGGCAGGGGAGAGACACCCCGGAGUCUCACCCUCUAGCAGCAAGCACGGGAAGGGCGAGGAAGGGCUCCCUUAGAGUGGCCAGCCCUCCGGGAGGGCGACUUAAGAAUGGCCCCCUUUUGGGUCCGCUCACGGGGUGGGUAAAAGCGAUUCCCCCUUCAGCUGCGGAGCCGCCCUGAGGGCUGGGACUGACCCGCCCUCUUCCCCGCUCCCCACUCUAGCGCGGGUGGGUGUGCGUGCGAGGAGCGACUGUGGGCGAACGAGGACGCCCCGCACCUAACCGCCACCUGGGGGACCGCCGCCUGCCAGAUUCGGGCAACGUUUGCGCCGCUGCGCGGGUCACUGCGCCCGGGAGCAGCGCUCCGACGGCUUCCAGCGUUCACCGGGCCCGGCCUCGCGGGUGCUGCCCCUUCGGAGCUGCCGGAGUCUGAGCGCCUCCCUUCCAACCGGAGCCGCCAGGAGGAGGCGGCGGCGGCGGCGGCAGUGGAGAGGCCGCAGCAGGCAGGCAAGCGGGCAGGGCCGCCUUUGAUGUGGGCGCGGCGCACCCAGGCGAGCUGAGCGCCCGUCCGGCCGCGCCCCGAGGGGGGAGCCCCCGGGCCCCGCAUCCUCAUUGUGCCGGCUCGGGCCCGGGCCCGCCCCCGGCCCCCCGCCCCCUCGCCGCCCGCGCGUAGAAAACGCCCCGGCCGCCGCCAGUGGUGGGAGGCGGCGAUGCGCACGGCCGGAGAGACGCGGAGGAGGAGACAUGAGCCGGCGGGCGCCCAGACGGAGCGGCCGUGACGCGUUUGCGCUGCAGCCGCGCGCCCCGGCUCCGGAGCGCUGACCCCCGGCCCCGCGCAGCCCCGCGCCCCGGCCAGAGAGCGCGCCCCAGCUGCCAGCUCCGCCGCGCAUGCAGUCUCCGGAGUGAGCCAGCCAGCCAGCCAGCCUCCCGCGGACGGCCAGACGGCCGGACGGCCGGCCAGCGCUGAGCCAGCUUCCCCGCACCGGCCGGGCACCUCCUGCACAGAGGCGGCCGCCCCGCAACCCCCGCGCCAGCCCGCAGGGCGCAGCGCUCGGGAGGAGCCGCGCGGGGCGCUGAUGCCGCAGGGCGCGCCGCGGAGCGCCCCGGAGCAGCAGAGUCUGCAGCAGCAGCAGCCGGCGAGGAGGGAGCAGCAGCAGCAGCAGCGGCGGCGGCGGCGGCGGCGGCGGCGGAGGCGCCCGGUCCCGGCCGCGCGGAGCGGACAUGUGCAGGCUGGGCUAGGAGCCGCCGCCUCCCCCCCGCCCAGCGAUGUAUUCUGCGCCCUCCGCCUGCACUUGCCUGUGUUUACACUUCCUGCUGCUGUGCUUCCAGGUACAGGUGCUGGUGGCCGAGGAGAACGUGGACUUCCGCAUCCACGUGGAGAACCAGACGCGGGCUCGGGACGAUGUGAGCCGUAAGCAACUGCGGCUGUACCAGCUCUACAGCCGGACCAGCGGGAAACACAUCCAGGUCCUGGGCCGCAGGAUCAGCGCCCGCGGCGAGGACGGGGACAAGUAUGCCCAGCUCCUAGUGGAGACAGACACCUUCGGUAGUCAAGUCCGGAUCAAGGGCAAGGAGACGGAAUUCUACCUGUGUAUGAACCGCAAAGGCAAGCUCGUGGGGAAGCCCGAUGGCACCAGCAAGGAGUGUGUGUUCAUCGAGAAGGUUCUGGAGAACAACUACACGGCCCUGAUGUCGGCCAAGUACUCCGGCUGGUACGUGGGCUUCACCAAGAAGGGGCGGCCGCGGAAGGGCCCCAAGACCCGGGAGAACCAGCAGGACGUGCACUUCAUGAAGCGGUACCCCAAGGGGCAGACGGAGCCGCAGAAGCCCUUCAAGUACACCACAGUGACCAAGCGCUCGCGGCGGAUCCGCCCCACGCACCCCGGCUAGGCCGCCCGGCCCCUCUCACACCCCAGAGGACUGCAUCAGAGGAAUAUUUUUACAUGAAAAAUAAGGAAGAAGCUCUAUUUUUGUACAUUGUGUUUAAAAGAAGACAAAAAAACUGAACCAAAACUCUUCGGGGGAGGGGCGAUGAGGAUUUUGUUGUUGACUUGAAACCCUCUCCCCUCCCCCCAUGACAAAGAGGGGCUGUUGUCAACCCACAGGUGCUUGCCUCCCUCUGGGAAGAGACUGGAGACUCGUCCCGGAGGAGGACUCGAACGAGGAAACCGACACUCCGAGAAACCAAAGUCCUUUUUCCCAAAGGUUCUGAAAGCAAAAGCAGAAAAAAAAUAAAAGUUAAAAAAAAGAGGAAAACAAAGAAAGAGAAAGUGGCACCCCCUUCCCUCAACAAACUCCUCCCAUUUCCUCCCCCCUUCCCUGCCCCCCCUCCCCGCCCGAAACUCCAACAAAAAUCGCUCUCUGGUUUGCAGUCAUUUAUUUAUUGUCCGCUGCAAGCUGUCCCAGGACACCACGCAGGGAAGGUGUGCGCCUGGGCGCUCUCCGCGCCUCGACCUCCGACGACAGCCGGCCUCGUCCGAUCCCGGUGACCCUGCGUUGCUCAAGUUCUAGAGGAUGCUGCUAUGACCUUCUGUGACUCACGUGACCUAGUACACCAAUGAUAAGGGGGUAUUUUAAAACCAGCUAUAUUAUAUAUAUUAUAUAUAUAUAAGCUAUUUAUUUCACCUCUCUGUAUAUUGCAGUUUCAUGAACCAAGUAUUACUGCCUCAACAAUUAAAGACAACCGACAAAUUAUUUAAAAAAAAAA
Molecule: messenger RNA, 9950 nt
Organism: Oryctolagus cuniculus (rabbit)
Lineage: Eukaryota; Metazoa; Chordata; Mammalia; Lagomorpha; Leporidae
Gene: FGF18
Product: fibroblast growth factor 18
Molecular function (GO): growth factor activity
Source: RefSeq, a predicted model, not a curated record